Podarcis lilfordi (Lilford's wall lizard) is the source of this 285-nucleotide messenger RNA. Lineage: Eukaryota; Metazoa; Chordata; Lepidosauria; Squamata; Lacertidae. The record is from the annotation of a GenBank genome assembly.
AUGCCUCCCUCUUUGGGUUCGUACCAGCAGCCAAAGUCUCCACUCUCCACCUUUGCACCUCAGAAGGAAUGGGUUAAGAAAGACAAACUGGUGAAUGGCCACACGUUGACCAGAACCUGGAAAGAAGACAGCAACAGAAACCAGUUCAGUGACCGAAAGCAGUUUGGCUCGGGGGAAGGCCAUUUCAACCCUGGCAAUCCCAUGGCUGACAUUCCUUUGGCUAACUUGAAAUCCUAUAAACAAGCAUCAGGACCAGUGGAGAGUCCGAAGGAGAACCAGCUAUAA